Trypanosoma grayi is the source of this 522-nucleotide messenger RNA. Its product is annotated as amastin-like surface protein-like protein. The coding region runs from base 1 to 522 and encodes 173 amino acids. The record is from RefSeq and is a predicted model, not a curated record. The transcript has a single exon. Lineage: Eukaryota; Euglenozoa; Kinetoplastea; Trypanosomatida; Trypanosomatidae.
AUGGGCUUCGCUUUUGGCAUAACGAAGCACCUCAUAUUCCUGAUUCUUCAGGCCAUUGUUUUUCUCUUUGUUGUGAUUGCCACACCCCUCGCCGUCUACCGGUCGCCAUUGACGAAUGCCUGCUACACCAUGUGGGGCUACAAGCUGAACUGUGACAGCACCUCAGUGCAGGCCUCGUGGUCAUGCAAUCAGCAGCGCGACACGAUGAGGGCGGCAGCCGCCUUUUCCAUCAUCAGCAUAUUUUUCUCACUCAUAAGCACGGCUCUUGCUGCACUUUCACUCUUCUGCAACAUGCGGCUGUCAAAUAUGAUUCUUUUUGUGUUGAGCGUCCUCAUCGUCUUCACACUUAUGGUGUGCUGGGCCUGCAUCGCGCACGUGCACGACGCGAACGUGUGCAGUCCGAUAUCCGGGGGCUCCAUCGGCAGAUUCUACGGGUACGGUGCGGGCUUCGGCCUGUUGGUGACCUCCUGGGUCGUGCAGAUACUCGCGUCGAUUCUCGCCGGCUUAAUGACGUUUGUGUAG